CCAAUCUCAAAUUUGAACCCUAAUCCCAAACGCCGCGCCAUCUCAGUAGCAGCCGGAGGAGGAAAGAUGUCGCACUUCGGCAAAUCUGGCCCGCCGGACAUCAGAGACACCUACUCCCUCUUAGUCCUCAACAUCACCUUCCGUACCACCGCUGAUGAUCUGUUCCCGCUCUUCGACAAGUACGGAAAAGUCGUCGACGUCUUCAUCCCCCGCAACCGAAGGACUGGAGAAUCGAGGGGGUUUGCUUUUGUACGCUAUAAGUACCAAGAUGAAGCACAGAAGGCGGUGGAUAAGCUUGAUGGGAGAGUUGUGGAUGGAAGAGAGAUUAUGGUUCAAUUUGCCAAGUAUGGGCCCAAUGCGGAGCGAAUUCACAGGGGGAGGAUAGUGGAAAACACUUCCAAGGGAAGAGGCAGGUCAAGGAGCCGUAGUCCUCGUCCAAGGUAUCAUGAUGAAUAUAGGGAUAGGGAGUACAGGAGGAGAAGUCGCAGUGAUAGUAGGGAGAGAUAUGAUCGUGACAGGUACCGAGGCAGGGAAAGAAAUAAUCGUCAUCGAAGCAUGAGCCGUAGCAUCAGUCCUGAUCGCCACAGGGAACGUGGGAGAGACAGAUAUGAUGAAGAUGAGCGUGGUCGGGGGCGCCAGUCUAAUGGAAGUGCCUCUCCUGCUAGGCAUAGCCCUAACUCUAGGAGGAGCCAUUCUCCAAGCAGGAAACCUGAAAGGAGUGAGAGUCCUAAUGAACGCAACGGUGACAAUGAUUCUCCUAGACCAAGAAGUGUUUCACCACGCAACCGGCGUGCUGAUUCCCAAAGCAUAUCUCCUCAUAGGUCCAAUGGUGAUGAAUGACAGAGCUCAACUCCAUGUCAUUAAGGCAUUAUUGUCUGUAUGAGUUGGACUUACCUGGUUCUGCAACGCAGCAGAAAUAUCCAAGUAAUGCUUGUUAUGAGCAAAAUUUGAAUUCUAUUGUUGGCUGCAAGGAAUGUUUCUAGAGGUUAUAAGUGUAUUUGUUGAAUUUAGCUUUGGUAAAAGUGUAUUUCUUCCCUAAUCCUUUAUCAGUUGAUCUUCCGUUUUAUGCUGUCGUAUGUCACUUCAGAAACAUUAUGGAUUGUUGAUAUCAUGCUUUUGCGUCAAGCUGACAAGUAUUUAUUCUUCUGGAUCUUUGAUUUUACUCCUUUUUAGGCUUUCAAAUGAAUGAAUUUCUUUAGUUUUUUUUUUUUUUUUCGUUGACCUUCUAUGUUGUAGUUAAAAUCCUAUGAUAUGUCCCGAUGAAGGGGAAAGCAGUUGCCCCAUUUUUUUUUUAGUCUUUUCCCAAUUAAAUUUGGAGGUGUAAUGUUCUUUAUUAUUAUUAUUAUUAUUUAGUUUCUAAGGCCAUGAGAUGCAAGUGAAUUACAUGCUUAAAAUUUUGAAACAAUUUCAUGUCUUGUGAUCAUUGCAGCGGAGAAGCUGUUAGUAACAACUGGAAGAAGCACCUAAAGUACCAACAAAGCUCAACUGAGGUGUUAUUUACUUCAAAACCUUAUUAUGGAGUUUAGAACAGGAUUCCAAAGUCCAAACCCCUACCCCUUUGCUGAGAAGAAAAAGUAUACCAUCUGACUCAAACAUAAUUUUGGGAUUAAGGGGUAGAAGCCCUAUUGAUUAUGCACUAAGCUCUCUGUGAAUAAGAGAAUAUGGAAAUUAAGAUGUUAGAAUGUUCAAACAGAACUAUAAAAUAAGUGGAGCAUA
This is a messenger RNA of Rubroshorea leprosula, 1716 nucleotides long. The record is from the annotation of a GenBank genome assembly. NCBI's taxonomy places the organism in Eukaryota, Viridiplantae, Streptophyta, Magnoliopsida, Malvales, Dipterocarpaceae.